This is a messenger RNA of Haliaeetus leucocephalus (bald eagle), 1026 nucleotides long. RefSeq names its product ribonuclease H1 (gene RNASEH1). Gene Ontology annotation, molecular function: nucleic acid binding; RNA-DNA hybrid ribonuclease activity. The transcript has 7 exons. NCBI's taxonomy places the organism in Eukaryota, Metazoa, Chordata, Aves, Accipitriformes, Accipitridae. Gene Ontology annotation, biological process: DNA replication, removal of RNA primer. Bases 1 to 870 code for a protein of 289 amino acids. The record is from RefSeq and is a predicted model, not a curated record.
AUGUUGAGCCCUGUCGAGGUAGAAGAGACCUGCUGGAGCGGUCUUGGCACAGUCACCCCUGACCUGCGGCAAAGCGUUGUGCCAGAGAGACAAGGCCAAAACCGCGCCAGGUUUCAGCGUGCUGACAACCAGAGAGGACGGGCAAUCGCGUGCCAGCUCAGAUCCGUGCCUGGGCUUUGUUUUGUGUGCCUCUAUAAACAUGACCUCUCAGUUGCUUCCGAGAGGUCACACAGUCCUCCGGCUGUAACACAGGAAAAUGGUAGCCAGAGAGAGGGACCAGAAAUAAACAUCUCGUGUUGCAAUACAUGCAAAAGGCCGUAUGAACAGUCUACAAAUGAAGAACAGUUUGCAAAGCGUGUAAAACACGAUGAAGUAUACUCAGUGCCUACAGUCAGUCAAGAUAAAUUUUCAUAUAUGGGUGACUUUGCAGUCGUUUACACAGAUGGUUGUUGCUCAGGUAAUGGCCGUAAUAGGGCACGUGCUGGAAUAGGUGUCUACUGGGGACCAGGCCAUCCUUUAAAUACCAGUGAAAGACUUCCUGGACGGCAGACUAAUCAAAGAGCAGAAAUACAUGCAGCCUGCAAAGCAAUAGAGCAAGCAAAGAGUCAAAACAUCAAGAAACUAAUUAUCUACACUGAUAGCAAGUUCACUAUUAAUGGUAUUACGAGCUGGGUUGACAACUGGAAAACAAAUGGCUGGAGAACAAGUUCAGGAGGAAGUGUAAUAAAUAAAGAAGAUUUUGAAAGACUUGAUAAUCUAUCAAAAGGCAUAGAAAUUCAGUGGAUGCAUGUUCCUGGUCAUGCUGGCUUCCAAGGAAACGAAGAAGCUGAUAGACUGGCAAGAGAAGGAGCUACUAAACAGAAGUCCUGAUGUACUGGGACUAGAGACUGUUGCAGUGGGAGGAAAAGGACAACAUCACAGUGACAGCUUGAACUGCUGUAAUUGUUUCAGAGUUGAACUUUGAACUGUACUUCUUUCUGGCCUGAAGUGUUAAACAUGUACCAACUUCUGGGGAGAAAAACCUCA